This is a messenger RNA of Tuber aestivum (summer truffle), 805 nucleotides long. NCBI's taxonomy places the organism in Eukaryota, Fungi, Ascomycota, Pezizomycetes, Pezizales, Tuberaceae. The record is from the annotation of a GenBank genome assembly.
ACUGGAAAGGCCAGAAUCCCCAAGCACAUUACUGGAAUUUCCAUGACCUCCGACAAAUACUAUGAAAUUAAGGUUUAUAUCAAGUCUAUCGUAAUCCCCGCACUCCGGCUUUCGAAUUUGGGCGUCUAGGCCAUGGCACAAACACGAAAUCCUACUAUCUCUGGCUCCACAAAGCUCUUGAGGAGAUUGGGCCUAGAUUUUUCCCGAGCGGCGUGAGGGGGUUAGUCUGGCCUGAGGAUUAUGAUAAGUAUGAUUUUUUCUUUCUCUAUUUUAUUUUAUCUUGUUCAACCUAGCGAUUUUCUGGUGGACACAUUUUAGUUGGCUAACCUUCGAAUGUAAUAGGAUUUACAAGGCUGUUCAUCAGGUUAUGCGUGUCUUGAGCGUUGGGAUUAGGAAGGAUUAUUACAGGAGGAACCCGAGAGCUGUUCAAAGGGGCAGUAGCGAUGAUGAGAUGGAGAUGGCACAGGAUGAGGAGCCCCAUGAAGGGGAAGCUGGUGAUACUGAUACUGAGGAGGAUUUUGUGGCGCUUGAUGAGGAUGCGAGAUAUGCACAAUGGGAGCAGGAAGAGGAGAAGAUGGGGGGGGUUCUGGAGGCUAUCGACCAGGAGAAUCAGGACGACGAUACGGUGGAGGAAGCCAUGGAUGUGGAGCCUAUCGAACUUGAAGACCUGCUUGGGUUGAUGAAGGUAUGACCAUGAACACCCUCUGCUGUGGUUUCCGGUAUUUUUCGAAUCUGACGGCUGCCCUCUAUAGCCCGAGGUGUUUGCCAAUUUCCCGAAUGUGGAUGAUGAGUAUUUCGAUUGGGA